Puntigrus tetrazona (Sumatra barb) is the source of this 5707-nucleotide messenger RNA. RefSeq names its product lysine (K)-specific demethylase 7Ab (gene kdm7ab). NCBI's taxonomy places the organism in Eukaryota, Metazoa, Chordata, Actinopteri, Cypriniformes, Cyprinidae. The record is from RefSeq and is a predicted model, not a curated record. The coding region runs from base 471 to 3170 and encodes 899 amino acids. Gene Ontology annotation, biological process: protein demethylation; regulation of transcription by RNA polymerase II. The transcript has 20 exons. Gene Ontology annotation, molecular function: transcription coregulator activity; histone demethylase activity.
UAAUGUAUCGUUUGUGUGCGAGCUUUUCUGGACACCGAUGGACUUAAAAAAUCAGGACUCCAGGUUUAAAAAGCUAACUUUCAUGUUCAUAUUUCACAUGUAAACAAAGGCGCACCUUUCAUUCUUUAAUGAAAUGAUAGUGAAAUACGUGACGUACAUUAUACUGGUUUUUAAGUUAUAGUUUAUAUUAACAAAAAUAACUUUGAUCUGGAUUAAACAGACUUCAAAACCUUGAAUUGACGCAUUCAUAACUAAUUUGUCUCGUUCCGUGCUUUUCUAAUCGCCUGUUACGGUAUUACGUAAUGAUGAAGCGACUUGGCGUGCGUCGCGCGCGGUGUUGACGCGUGACGUCACGGCCUGCCCUCGGCGCCCCGCCCUCGCGCGGCUCUCGGUGUUGUUUCCGCAUAAUUAAAGGAAUCCCCGCCCAGCUCGAUCCCAGCUUGGCUGCGUUGUUUGGGGACAGUCCGAAGAUGGCGACGGCCCAGCUGUACUGCGUCUGCCGGCAGCCGUACGACGUGAGCCGGUUUAUGAUAGAAUGCGACAUUUGUAAGGACUGGUUUCACGGCAGCUGUGUUGUGGUAGAAGAGCACCAUGCUGUAGACAUUGAUGUUUACCACUGUCCCAACUGUGAUGUCCACCAUGGGCCCUCUCUGAUGAAGAAGCGAAGAAACUGGCACAGACAUGACUACACGGAGCCAGAUGAUGGCAGUAAGCCAGUGCAGGCUGGCACUUCUGUGUUUGUGCGGGAGCUACAGGCCAGAACCUUCCCCAGUGGAGAUGAGAUCUUGCAGCCAAUGCAUGGCAGUCAGGUCACCCAGAGAUAUCUGGAAAGGCAUGGCUUCCGCUAUCCCAUCGCUGUACAUAAAAUGGAAGGUCUCGGCCUUUGUUUACCUCCGCCAGACUUCUCUGUCAAGGAUGUUGAGCGCUAUGUCGGAGGCGACAAAGUGAUCGAUGUCAUCGAUGUGGCCAGGCAAGCAGACAGCAAGAUGAAACUGAGUGCGUUUGUGAAGUAUUACUACAGCCCUCAGCGGCCCAAAGUCCUGAAUGUCAUCAGUCUGGAGUUUUCAGACACCAAGAUGUCAGAGCUGGUGGUGGUUCCUGAUAUUGCUCAGAAGAUGUCUUGGGUGGAGAACUACUGGCCUGAUGACUCUUACUUUCCCAAGCCCUUUGUACAGAAGUACUGCUUAAUGGGCGUGAAGGACAGUUAUACAGACUUCCAUAUUGAUUUUGGAGGCACAUCUGUGUGGUAUCAUGUCCUGUGGGGUGAGAAGAUUUUUUACUUAAUAAAGCCAACCCCAGUCAACCUUGCACUAUAUGAGGAGUGGAGCUCCUCUCCAAACCAGAGUGAAGUGUUCUUCGGGGAGAAAGUGGACAAGUGUUACAAGUGUGUUGAGCGGCAGGGAACAACUCUUCUGAUCCCGACAGGAUGGAUCCAUGCGGUUCUCACCUCUCAGGAUUGCAUGGCUUUUGGAGGAAACUUCCUCCACAACCUCAACAUAGGCAUGCAGCUCAGGUGCUAUGAGAUGGAGCGGCGACUAAAGACUCCAGACCUCUUUAAGUUUCCUUAUUUUGAAGCCAUUUGUUGGUAUGUAGCGAAGAAUCUGCUGGAAACUCUCAAAGAAUCCCGGGAAGAUAACUGCCUGCCUCCAGAAUACCUGAUCAAGGGAGUGAAAGCUUUGAUUACUGCACUGAGGAACUGGCUAAAGAGAGAGGUCACAGAGCCAGCCAGCGAGGUCCCUGACCAUAUCAGACCCAACCAUCUCAUUAAAAUGCUCACCAAGGAAAUCCAGUACCUUGAGGAUUAUCAGAAUGGGAACUGUGGAAACAAGCUGAUGAAAUCUCAAGGAAUUUCUGCGUGUCCUUCUACGAGGUCGGUGCACGAGAGAGGCUCUCAUGCACGCAGGACAGCCAGACGUCUUCGUGACCAGCACCAUCAUCACCAUAAUCCCAGUCACAGUCCAAAAACUCCCUCCAACCUCGACAUCUUCGAGCAGCACACACAGGAAGUCUUAAAAAGACUUGAAAGGGGUCCUUAUGAGGAGGAUGCGUCUUUUAACCUGAAGUUCAACAAGGUCUCCACGGCCUCGGCUGCAGUGGCAGAGCGGAGUUUCGACAACGACCUGCGUCUGGUGAUGUGCAAUGGACGUAUAAUCAGAGAUAACAGGCAGCAUGUUGGAGAAAAAAGACCAAGGAUAAAGGAAGACGAAGGCUCCAGAGACGUGAAGAUGGAUUCGCUCAAGAUUAAACUAGUACCUAAAGAGGAAGAACAGGAAGUUGAUAUUCAAUUCAAGGAGGAGGAUAAGCAGCAUUAUGUAACCAGAGACAUAAAGCCCUUCGAAGAUUUUAAUAAGCAAGAGAGUUCAGAUCUCAGGAACCGAGAGUCAGUACUUUCAGACAUCUCUUCGGACUCUGAAUCAGAUGACGACUACACUACACGGAAAAAGAACUGCUCUGAAGAAGAAACUGAAAGCUCUUCAGAGGAAGAGGAAGAUGAAAAGAUUAGGAGGAGUGGAGAUGAUCAAAGUAAGACCAAAAGUUGUUCCAGUUACACGAUGGAUAUGCAUCAAUCCAGGCAAAACCUUGACCCUUUUGAAAAACGUCUUAAAAGUGAUUCUGCUACCUCACCAAGCACAGAAGAGGAUGCUAUCCAGGGGAUGCUGUCUAUGGCAGGACUGUUAUAUUCUCACCCGACAGAGGAUCCCAGCAGUUCACAGGAAUCCUGGUGGUCCCGGACCAACCACCUCUCCCCUGACUACAGUAGAAAAGAGGUAGCAUCAGGAGAGGAGAACCAGGAUUCAGACAGCAAUUCAUCACAGGAGGGCUUUCGUGAGCAUGAUUUAGAAGGAGAACAUCACACCGAACUCAAGCAUAGGAUCCAGGAACACAAGAACUUCAUGGACAGUCAGGGCAGCGGCAGUAACAGCAGCAGCGAGGCGUGGAGCAGUCACACACACUCCCCAGCUCAUGGAGGAAGCCCCACUCUGGGUUACCAGUACUGUGAAACAUCCCUAUCUCCACCUCUGCACCCAUCCAAGAGACCUGCAUCAAAUCCCCCACCAAUCAGCAAUCAGGCCACCAAAGGUAAACGUCCGAAGAAAGGUAUGGCUACAGCGAAGCAGCGAUUGGGCAAGAUUCUCAAAUUAAGCAGACACAAACCCUUCUUUGUGUAGUUCCAGUUGAUGGCAUCUGCCGCUUUCAGAAGAUCUGGGAUACUGAGUGUGCAUGCGAAAGGUGACAGGGUAUAAAAUGUGUUUGGUUCAAACACACCGGCGCAAAAGCAUGGUAGUGGCUCUACCAAUCGACCCGAAGCAACGCGAUUUCCUAGUUUUACUAAUAUGCAUCCAAAGAAACAAGGUGACUAAAAGGAAAUAAGACUGAAACAUCACUUUUUAAAAGCUUUCGGUUCUCAACGGUGACAUCCAAAAUCAGGUUUACUCUACAAAAGCAAAGUCUAGCGCGCCGACCAGGCUGCUUCCCACAACUAAAACGCAUCACAUCGAGGAUGCGCGUUUUAAGGGAGAGCGAUGAACCGAUUUCCUAAAGGUGCUUGACUUUUUAUGGUUUUCUCAUUUUCCUAGCAAAUUCCUCCAGUGAAGAAAAUUUGCAAAACCGCCUCAAGACAAAAUUCACCCUGGACGACUGCUUGAACUACCUGUCAGUCAAAAUGUUCUCAUUUUGAGAGAAAUUAAAAAAAAAAAAAAAGUAUUUUUGUCGACAUUUGUAUUCAUCUUGUCAUAUUUUCUAUGGGUCGCUGAGGAGCGCUGGGUAGUUUAGCUAUAUUCGGUCCUCUGUCGCCACCGAGUGGGCAUCCAGAGACUGACUUUAAAUGGUGCUUGAAGGUAUCAUUCAAAUGAGGCAAGAGACAUUUCCCCUUAAUUUAUUCCUUUAUCUUGGUGCUUGAUUUUUAUUUUCUAUACUGUUAUUAAAUUACGUAUUUAUUACUGAUGAAAGAGAACAAUUUAUUUCAUUGAGGAGGUUUGCUGUUCUUUAGGGUCUCAAUAUGCGUCUGUUUUGAAACGCGUUUAGAUAUUUGUUACCAUACAGCCAGUUUGUGCAAAGGCUUAGCUGUUAAUUUCUUCCAUAUCUGUUUGCAUUGUGGGUAAGAACAAACGUGUUGUGUAAUAAGAAGCUAAUAUUUUAAUGAAAAAAAACCUGCCCGGAUAGUCCCGUUAAUGUUACAAUCUUUCAUUUUUACACCUUUUGAAGGGCAUGGGGGGAAAAAAAGAAAAAGAAAUUUAGCAUUUGUAAUCAAGCAGCAAUGUCACCACCUGUUAUUUGGCUGGUUUUAAUGUUAUUCUAAGGAUUUGUUUUCAGCCGCCUCAUCAAAAUCUGAAACACUGUUUGAACUGGUGCUGUGUACAGCGAGACGUUUAAGAUGGCCAAGGAGAAUUUUUACCUUUUUUACUUUUGAAAUGUAUUUGGCUACUCGUCUUUUUACAAAGAAUCGAAAAGAAUAUUUAUUUUUGUAAGUAAGUCUUAAGAGAGAAUUUUUUUGCAGUUGUACCAACAGCUUGUAUCGAAAUAUGGCGCGUUUUGUAAGAUAUGUGUGAUUUUUCGAGGUAGUUUACUCUGGUUUUGUGUGAAAGACCUCAGGUAAUUGUUUGAGCUCAAGGUUUUGGAUUCCUUUUGAUGAAUGCCAAAUAAUGUAAUCAAGUCAGGUCUUGCUUUGAAUUUUGGUGACCAGGCAGCGAAAAGAGCUGUUUUUCCUAACCUAUAAUUUAUCGCAUUUCUUAGUGAAUAUGCCCAUGGGAAAAAAAAAAAAAUCUUUUUGUAUUACAAGUUUGUUCUCUUUUAAAACAUUUAUAGCAACUCCUUCAUAAUCUACAAAGCUCUUUGGGCAAUAACGCACAUUCCAUAAGCUUCCAGGAACUUCGUCAUGACUUUCAUUGACUCGCUGAGGUACAAGUACAGCAGCUCAGGGCUCACAUACGGACUGUUUUUCUGAUGGACAGCUUUGAUACUAAUUAUUCAAAGGGCUUCGGUCAACCCCAAAGGUGCACGGAAAAGGUCAUAACAACCAGCACAGUUGUUGUUGCUGUACAUCAUCUUUAAGGGUUUAUGUUGUUAUGGUGUAUUGUGGACUAAGAUACUCGAGCAUUGUGAAGACAAAAACCACAAUGCCAUUAAUGUAGCACCUGUUGCUUUUCUCCUUGAGAUCCUAAUUUAUGGUGCUAUUUGUCUGAUCAGGAUUUGGGCCAAAGUGCAUAUGUAUUGCAGUCAUUUUUUUUUAUUCCUUUUUUUUUUUUUUUUUUUUUUUUUUUGUUGUUUGGAGGAUUGGAGGAACAGCUUCUGUGUUUGUCCAAAAAGAAGACAAUGCCACACUGCACUAAACGCGCCCUGCAUUAGCUAUGUUACACUACACUGUUUUUUCUUUUUUUUUUGUUUUUGUUGUUACUGUUUUAACAAAUAUCUAAAUGUGCUUGAUAAGUCAAAAACAUUGCUGGCCUGCAGGCAGGGUUUGUACCAUGCAGUACUUGUACAGUAUUUAUUUGGCAUUCUCUGUUGUGUUUUCAAUUUUCUGGUCUUGCAAUCAAUUACGUGUUUGUUUAUGGAGUGUCCUCUCACAUUUUCAAUGCAUUCAAAUGUUACAAAUUUUUAUAUGGUUGUAUAAUUUUGAAUAUUUUGUGACGCUGUAAUCCACGGCUAAGGCUCUGGGAUUUUCAGUUGUACAAUGUGGCCUGUAUAUAUUAAAAAUUCUACAAGUGAA